This is a messenger RNA of Dissoconium aciculare CBS 342.82, 1765 nucleotides long. RefSeq names its product DNA-directed RNA polymerase I and III subunit RPAC1. Bases 104 to 1285 code for a protein of 393 amino acids. NCBI's taxonomy places the organism in Eukaryota, Fungi, Ascomycota, Dothideomycetes, Mycosphaerellales, Dissoconiaceae. The transcript has a single exon. Gene Ontology annotation, molecular function: protein dimerization activity. The record is from RefSeq and is a predicted model, not a curated record. Gene Ontology annotation, biological process: DNA-templated transcription. Gene Ontology annotation, cellular component: RNA polymerase III complex; RNA polymerase I complex.
GAAAUUCUGAAAUAAUCUUUGACAGUCCUCCUGUCACGAGACAUUGCCGUAAUACUGAAGGAGAAGCGCUGGCGCUGAUACCAAUCAUCUCACACACGGCGCAAUGCCGUCGCAACAACGACCAAGUUGGGCGCCGCUGACGGAGGAGCAAUUGCAAGAGCGGCGCAUAGUGAAUGUAAGGUCCGAAACAGUAGACGAUACCACCGCGACAGAUAUCCCAGGUCAUUAUGGUCCACAACAAGACGAUAGCUGGGAUCUACAACGCUUCACGGAUCAAUUGAAGGUCGAAUUUCACCAGAAUAAACCUCACGAUGCGACAUUUUCAUUGAUUGGUGUAGACGCCAGCAUUGCGAACGCAUAUCGACGACUGCUCAUGUCAGAAGUGCCAACCCUUGCGAUCGAGGAUGUUUUCAUAUUCGACAACACCAGUAUCAUCCAGGACGAAGUCCUCGCACAUCGACUGGGAUUGAUCCCUCUGGCUGGCGGGGAAGAGGGACUGCGGUGGAUGCAGUGGUACAAAAAGCCUCCACCAAAAGAUGAUUUCGCUGCCCAGGCAGCGUGGGAGGCAGAGGAGGGCGAUUCUAUUGCAAGCGUUCCAAACGACACCAAUACUGUCGUCAUAACACUCGAUGUCACAUGCCGGUGGGCAACACAAGAUCAGGACGGUCGUGACGGCAAGAAGCUAGCGAAGGAGGGAUCUAUCGAUCCGACCGAGAAAUACGUCAACUCCAAUGUAUAUGCACACCAGCUCAAGUUUGAGCCUGAGGGCAAACAGAAGGACUACUUCUCGGGGGAGAAUGCAAUCCGGCCCGUCAAUCCUGAUAUCCUCAUCGCAAAGCUAAGGCCGGGUCAACGCAUCCACCUCAGAUGUCACUGCAUCAAGGGCGUCGGAAGCGAUCACGCCAAAUUCAGCCCUGUCGCAACGGCAUCAUAUCGUUUGCUCCCACAUAUCAACAUCACGAAACCAAUACUAGGCGCAGAUGCGAAGAUGUUCGCUCGAUGCUUUCCGCGAGGUGUGAUUGGUCUGGAGGACGACCCGCAAUCUGGCCAGAAGAAGGCCGUCGUAGUCAACCCGAUGAAAGAUACUGUGAGCAGAGAAUGUCUACGCUACGACGAGUUCAAAGAUAAGGUCAAGUUGGGACGGAUCCGGGACCACUUCAUCUUCUCAGUAGAGAGCUCGGGUCAAUUUGAGAGCGAUGUCUUGUUCAUUGACAGCAUUCGGCUGCUUAAGGCAAAAGCGCAGAGAUUCAAACGCCACCUGGCGGAGCUUGAAGAAGGUCGGUAAGCCUGUCAGUGAUGCAUUCGGGAUGAAUGCAAUGAUCGUGGCCAGCGGAAACAUCGCAAGCAGCCGCAUUACGAAUUUACACUACCGUGCUCAUCGUCGAACCAUGUAUAUAUGUCAAUGCAGCUUCUAGCCCGUCGCAAAUAUGGCGCAAUUUGGGAUGAGGGAUGCUAUCAACGGGGUGUUUGAGGCGUUGUGUUCCUACUCUGGGAGACAAAAUAGUGCAAUUUCAAGAUGGGAGAUCGGGGGAAUUAUCUUCAUGCUCAUUAAUACAACAAAUGAAACAAUCGAAGCAAAAAACGGACUGUAUAUUACUGUCUGCAGCAUUGAGCCGUACCCUACCAGCGCCGUGAACUAUGUAUGCCUUUUGGUAUGACAACUCUAAUGGCCCAUGCCUCUCCAACGCCAAACCAGGCAUGAAACUUAAGACAACGUAUGAUCCUCGUAAAAUGAUAAAUCCCAACCAACACGUAAUUUCCAGGG